This is a messenger RNA of Theobroma cacao (cacao), 1096 nucleotides long. RefSeq lists its product as uncharacterized. Gene Ontology annotation, molecular function: zinc ion binding. Lineage: Eukaryota; Viridiplantae; Streptophyta; Magnoliopsida; Malvales; Malvaceae. The record is from RefSeq and is a predicted model, not a curated record.
AGCGGGUAUUUGUACAUUUAUUAAACAUUUGCCAAGUUGCCCUUUGAGCAUGUGUUAUGCAUAUUAAAGCAUUAGGGGUGGACUAACAGGAACGGAACAGAACAUAUAGGCAUAAAACUCAGUGAUGCACAUGGAAAUUCAAGCUUGAGGGCAAUUCUCUCUCAGAACAAGAAGAAGAAGAAAAUGAAAAAGUGUGAACUUUGCAAUUCUCUGGCAAAGAUGUAUUGUGAAUCAGAUCUGGCCAUCUUGUGCUGGGACUGUGACUCCAGAGUACAUGGUGCCAAUUUUCUGGUUGCUAAGCAUUUAAGAACACUUCUUUGCCACCUCUGUCAAUCUCCUACGCCCUGGAAUGGCUCGGGACCAAAGCUUGGCCCGACUGUUUCUGUUUGCGAUAAUUGUGUCAACAGAAAUGCUUGCAGGGAGGAGAGCAACAAUGAGGAAACUCACGAUGAAGAAGAUGAAGAUGAUGAUGAUGAUCUUGAUGGGGAAGAUGACAGUGAAGAUGAUGAUGGUGAUAACGGUGAUGAUGAAGAAAAUCAAGUGGUUCCAUGGUCAUCUACACCACCAGAUUCCAGUUCUUCAACAAGUGAAGAAUGUUCCACCAGAUAUUGCAGCGUCCAAGAAGGCACUUCCCAGUCGAGAACAGUGCUUUCAUUGAAGCGCAUGCGUGAGACUGAAGAACCCGCUUCUCGAGCUGAUGAUCCAGGCUGCUCAUUUUCUCCACAACACCAGACCCAGAAUUUGUCAAAUGAAUCAGCUUCUUUCGAUCCCUUCAGGUCACUAAAAGACCAGAAAAUAACAGCCAGAGACUUUCUCAAGCGAUUACAAAAGGGUGUGGUUGCUGGAGACAUAUGAAGAAGUGGAACAAACACUGCUUGAUAUUUCCAAAAUGAGCACAAGCUGCUACAGAUGUUAAUGGCAUUAUUUUUCUCUGACUACUUAAUUUUCGUUUCACUAUAAGGUAACUUUUCUCUAAUUAGAAGUUAGACAGCCUUGAUUGAUCUGUAUUGGGUGUAUUUAACUCAGAAAUGUAUGUGUUCUUCCUUCUUCUUUUUUCUUGUUGAAAUUAAUAUCAGCUAAUUAGUUUUACCUUGAA